CAUGACGGCUGCUCGGAGGCAACUGUGAGAGCAUUGCUGUGUUCGCAGGAGGCGGCCGUCAGAGACGCUCACCUUCGUACCGAAGGAGGAGGAUAAAAUCAGAGGGUAGGACGGCGCGUUCGCGGCUCAUGUUGCAGGCAUAACUUUUUAGGAGUCGUUGACCGGUUGUUGGGUGGAUAAGCGGUGCAGAACAUGGCAGCGUCCAAAGGGGAGUGCAGCGAAAGCAGCAGCAGUGGGAACAGUGGCGUCGUAGUGACCGAUGUAUCGCCCAACGAAAGUGAGACACUGGAGGGUCGAGCUGUGGCCAUACAGGACAAACUGGACAACACGUACCGUCAGAUAGUGUUCCUCGACCAGCAAAUCCGCGACCUCAAACGCCUGUACAAGCGUGCCGAGAAGAACAACAAGUAUGCUUUUCGCUACAACAUCCGCAUGAAAAUGUCCAUCGCAAGCGGCAUAAAGAUGAUGUACUACCACUACGCCAACACCAAAGUGGCUGAGCUGGAGCGCAUCACCACACAAUUGGAAGAGGCGCGUUCAACGGCCAGUGACACCUCGGAUGGCGACAGAGUGUAGUUUUGGUGUGUGGCAUGUUUUAAAGUUUCCAUUAUUGAUGCCCCGUGUUGUUGCUGAGCAGUGCUCCGCUGGCAAGUGUUGUGCAGACUUCCUAAACAGUAAUUGUUCGUGGGUGUCUUGUGCAGUGUCGAUUCCUUUUUAUUUUUUAACGUUUCUGCAAGAGAGCAAAGUCCAAGCGACUUCUUCGGCAACGACAUGCGGCAAGGUUCUGUGUCUUCGUGUCCUUGUCUCUGUGUCGUCGUUUUGUUCUCGUGCUAUAACUAUCGUCAUAUUGUUCUGUUUCAUUAUAUUGUCAUAUUGUUCUAUCGCCAAAUGUGGCGGAAAAAUUUAUCUUAUUGUGAUUUUUUUGUGAGAGCUUUGUGUCGUGCGUGAGCGACGUUGGCCGUUUUAAUUAACGGAACGCGUUGCAGAAAUCGGGACGCCUUCUCUUGCUGUCUGCGCAGCUGUACAAAUAAGAGAUCGUGUCUCAGAGUUAGGGAAAGGACGCAUCGUCCGCCGUACAUUUCGCGAGUGUGUGUGCGAUGAGCUUGUUCGCUAUUGCGUGUGUGACAUUGGCCGUUUUAAUUAACGAAAUGAAUCGCGCGUUGCAUAAGUCGGGGCGCAUUCUCUUGCUGUGUGCACAGCUGUGCAAUUAAGAGAUUCUGUCUUGAUCAGUACUAGACGGUGCAUAUGAAUGCGGUGAAGUGAAUUUGUGAGUCGCAUCGCCGAAGCACGGACUAUCUCCAUAGCUGUUUGUACCUAGUCGACUGCACACGACGACGCAUUUUCUGGGGUAACUGAAUAGAGUCCGAACGAUGUGUCUUGGGCUGACAGCCCCGCCACGGUGGUCUAGAGGUUAAGGUACUCGGCUGCUAACCCGCAGGUCGCGGGAUCGAAUCCCGGCUGUGGCGGCUGCAUUUUCGAUGGAGGCGGAAAUGUUGUAGGCCCGUGUACUCAGAUUUGGGUGCACGUUAAAGAACACCAGGUGGUCUAAAUUUCCGGAGCCCUCUACUUCGGCGUCUCUCAUAAUCAUAUAGUGGUUUUGGGACGUUAAACCCCACAAAUCAAUCAUCGUCUUGUGCUGACACAGCUAGGGGAAGCGUAGCGUCCCUGUCGUUGCGCGUUCGACACGGCACGAUCAGUUCUGCAGAGAGCCUACUUCCGAGAUAUGAUCGUCGGACAUGAUCAGAAAAAAGAAGGGCACAGCCUGCUGCGACUCUAUGCAGCUUCCCCAGAAAAUGCGUCGUUGUGCGCAUUCGACUACGUAUGCACCGCUACGGAGAUAUUCUGUGCUUUGGCGGUAUGAGUGUGACGUAUAUUGAAACGCGGCUCACAAAUUCGCUACCCCUUAAGCAUUCAUACGCCUCGUCCCUAAUACUGAGACACAAUCUCUUAAAUGCACAGAUGCGUACACAGCAAGAGAACACGCCCCGUAUUCUACAACAUGCAGUUCAUUCCGUUAAUUAAAACGGCCAACGUCACACACGCAAACAAGUUGAUCGCACUUGCGAAACUCAUGGCAGGCGACAUGCACCAGGGACGACAUAAAGCCCUCACAGGGAAGUCACAACUACAGGGGCAAAUUUCUCUGCCAAAUCUGGUAGCAGUCUGGCAACAACCACCCAAAGUCUGGCAUUUGAGAUAUGCAGUGCCAAACAGAGCCUUGCCACCCGCCUGCUUAACACAAGUGAUGGCGACUUGAAGGUCAAGCGCAAGUGUCGAGGCUGCGUCCUCACAUGAUUUCCUCUCGAAGCCUGCUUUAUCAUGACCUAGGACAGACCUCGUUAUGAACAGCAGUGUUUGUGCUACGAGAAGGAGAAUCCAGACGAAGAUGUGUAAGCGAUCUGAACACCACUCCAUCCACCUGGGCAUAGCGAAGCUGUGGGAUAAAACAGUGACAACAGUCCAUCUAAUUUUGUGUUACUCGGGCCUUGUUUUUCUUUUUUUUUUUAUUACAACUUAAGGUUUUAUGGGCGUGUGUGUGUGUUGUCAUUUAUACCUAAGUUAGCAUUAGCAUUGUUUGAUUUUUAGUUUUACAGGCAAAGUUGGCUGGCCAACCUUUCCUUUCUUUGUGAUUUUAUGCGCUCACUCUUCUUUUGCAUCUGUGAUGUGAAUGUGCGUGUUUGAAAAGUGCGCAACGCCAUCAGCCUGAACCAAAGAGGACGACGAAGAUGACGCUCGGUGGCAUGUGUGGGCAUAAAGAUUUGGAGCCAAUAAGAAGCCUCCACGGAGAUUUAGGUGAGCCACGGGGGAAGAACAGCGAAACCAGGUAGACGUGGCUGAGUCGGGAACGAGUGCAGAAGGUGGCCUGGGUGCGGGGGUGGUGCCAUCAGAGCUCCUGCGUCAAGGUCGCUGUGGGCUCCCACCUGGACCCAGAACCUCUCGUCGCCUGGCGUGGGCCAGGCAUGGUCGUUUAGCGUUGGCCAAGAAACGUCUCCGGCUUCGUGUGCGAGCUGCGGCUGCCGAACGCCGUAAGGUCACUGACAUCGACCAGCCCGACGCUUCCUUCCCUGCCAGUCAAUGACGCAAGGGUCUCAACCCCAUCACCACUGUCACCGUUUGCGUAAGUGCGUCUAUGCCUCGGUAGCAGAGCCUCCGCCGCAAGCACCGCGCCCCGCGAUGUGGGGAUAUAAGUUCCUAUUGUCUGAACAUUUAUUUCCACUCACUCUUCGUGUCUUUAGCCAUUCGUUCUUCCUGUUAACCUCGUUGUAGCUUUGCAUGCGGUGUUCUUUGUUGUUUAUCUUUUAGUGGUUUCUGAAAUAUAUUGAGUGUUGGGUAUUCGGUGUAAACAAA
Molecule: messenger RNA, 3348 nt
Organism: Rhipicephalus microplus (southern cattle tick)
Lineage: Eukaryota; Metazoa; Arthropoda; Arachnida; Ixodida; Ixodidae
Source: RefSeq, a predicted model, not a curated record